GCGAAAUCGACAUUUCGUCUUCCCAAAGUACUGACUGACACAAAGUGAGAGAGAGAUCAGAAUCAAUGGCGGCUAAGGGUCCGUUGAAGCUAAAAUUCAAAGCAAAAGCAAAAGGAUCAAAGGGUGGAUCAAAUUCAACUUCUUCCUCCUCCUCCUCUGUUUCUUCCAAGUUCGAGGUCAUCAAGGAUUGGACCAACUGGUCACUGAAGAAAGCCAAAGUCGCUACUCACUAUGGUCUCAUCCCUCUGAUCAUCAUCAUCGGCAUGAAUUCAGAUCCUAAACCUGAUCUCUUUCAGCUUCUCAGUCCCUUUUAAUCCUCCGAUUGAAUCUUCUUCUUCCUUAGUACUGUUUUUUUAUAUGCUUUCAGUUAUGUUCCUUUUCGAUAUAUGAAAUGGAUUUGUAUUUGUUUCUGAAUUUAUAAUUCAAAGUUUNUUUUUUUU
This is a messenger RNA of Camelina sativa (false flax), 440 nucleotides long. Lineage: Eukaryota; Viridiplantae; Streptophyta; Magnoliopsida; Brassicales; Brassicaceae. The record is from RefSeq and is a predicted model, not a curated record.